AUGCCGUGUAGCGUGCCGACCGCGUUCGCUGCGCAGGACGAUGGCAAGCACUACAAGAUGUGCAAGAAGAUAGCUCAACUCACCAAAGUUAUUUACACCUUGAAUAACUGUUCUGAGGACAAUGAGCAGCGCACCGAGUGGCUGCAUCAGAUGCACAGGCAAGAAAUAGCGCAGCUCUGCCAGCAGUAUGAGUCGGAGCUCGAAAAACUUCAGCAGCAGGUCUGUGCCUUGCAGACAGACAAGAGGAACAUUGCAACGUCCAUAGAGCGGUCUCUGAAGGAGCAACUGCAAGCAGCACAGGAGGCAUUCAUGACACGGCUGGCGGCUCUCUCACAACAGGCCAGUGAGCAGGAACUGAGCUAUGAGAGCUCACUGCGGGAGGAGAAGCAGCGAAUGGCAGCCGAGCUGGCAGCCGAGACGAAGCGAGUGCGAGAGAGCAAGGACGUAGAACUGCAGAGCCUCGUGCGUGAGUACAAUGACAAGUACAAAGCCAUGCUUGCCGAGCAGCUUGACUCGCGGGAUGCGCUGGAGGCAGCACUCAAGAAGGAGUGGGGGUGUAAAGUAGAGGCACUGCAGAUGGAGUUGGCAGCGGCGCAGGGCGACAUGAAGGCGCAGCUGCAGUCCAAGUCGAAGUUGCUGCAGGAGACACUGCAGCGAUGCGCGACACUGUCCAGCGAGAAGGACUUAUCAGCGGCUUCGUUGAAUGAGGCGCAGGCGCAGUUGCAGGCGUUCCAAGGGCAGCUGAGGCGCACUGAGGAGGAGCUGGCCUCCGAGCGGCGCCGGGCUGCGGUUGCCGAAGAACUCGAAAACCAACGAGAGACGAGGCGGGUAGCGUUGGAGUCUGACCGAACUGCCCUUCAGAGGGAAAACACGAAGGUGCAGGAAUCACUGGCGGCUGAGAAAGCGCUCAACGCGCGCCAAGCAGCCGCGAUACAGGCAUUGGAGAAUGAGAAAGCGUCCCUUUCAACAUCAAGGGAGGGGCUGACUCAGAAGCUGGAGGACUGCAAGGCUGCCCUCGCUGCCUGUACGGCACAACGCGACGCCGCGGAGGGGGAGCUCCGCGACUUACACUCCUGCUCUGCUGCCCAUGCCUCCUCGUUGAGUGACGCCACAUCGCAGCUAGGUGAGGCAAAGCAACGCAUCAUCUUCCUCGAGCAGGCGGUAGCAGAGGGACAACGGAAGCACGGCGAAGAGGCUGCGCAGGCGCAACAGCGUUUAGCGGCGGCGUCUCAUCAGGCGGCAGAGGAAGCGCGCGCUUCCCAUGCGAAGCACGAGGAGGAGCUGCGCAACGCGCGUGAGUCGCUGCAGUGGAACUUGUCCUCUGAGCAGCAGAGACUGAUAGAAACGCACACGAAGGUGCUUGAGGAGCUUAAGCGGCAGCAUGAGACAGAGAUGCGACGACUGCAGACGGAGAUGGCUGCCACGCAAGAGUCGUUUGAAAGGGCUUCGAGGAAGGCGGAUGCCACAGCUGCACUGGUUUCCGCCCUGACGGUUCGAAGCGAGGAGCAAGAUGCACUGCUCCGAAGCCGGGCCGAGGAGAGUGCGGCGGAGCGCCUGCAGUUGGAGCAGCAGCUACAACAGCUGCAGCUCGAAGUGAGCGCUGCCAGAAACAACGGAGCGAAGGAGACGGCCGCUCAGGUGGCUGCGCUGGAGCGCACACAAGCGGAGCACGCUGCGGAUUGCGCUGCAGCGGAUGCCGCGCACGCCAAGGCGUUGUGUGAGGCAGAAGAGAAGAGCGCUGCGCAGCUCGAUAGGAUUCGUCUGGACCACGCCAUGCUGCUAAAGGCGAUGCAGGAGCAGCACACGAUUGCCAUGCAGCGAGCAAAGGAAGAUGCAGCGGCGCAGGCUGCCUCGAUGAGCACCAGCGUCGAGACAAGACUUGCUGCCCAGCAGCGGGAUUAUGAGGAAAGGCUCGCUGUGGUGCAUACAGCCGCGGCGACGACUGAGGGACAACUGCACACGCGCAUCACGGAGCUGCAGGCGCAACUACGUCAAACUGUUAACGAGAUGUCCACGCUUCAAGCGUCCAGCAGUGAAGGGCUUCGGCAACGGCAGGCAGAUCUCGCGCAGCUGCAGUCGGCCAUGGCCAAGGCUCAGGCAGAAGCAGCUGCCUCGCUCGAUUCGGCGCGCCGCGAUGCUGAGGAGCAACGACGUAACGAGGUGAAUUCACUGGAGGUGAUGCGUCAGCAGCAGGUAGGUGCCGAGCGACAGCGUUAUGAGGUCGCUGUGGCAGCCCACAAUGAGGAGAUUGCGAGAAUGGAGGCGCACGCCCAUGAACGCAUGGCAGCCACGGAAACACGCCUGCAAGAGACUAAGGCGUCACUCGAAGCGAUGCGGAUAAAGGGCAUGGAGGAGCUUGAAGGGCGGCUCAACAUGAUGCACCAGCGGCAGGUGCGCGAGCUCACUGAGGCGCACGACACUGAGCGCGACCAGCUGCAGAGCUCAAUUGGUGCAAUGAACGUGCGGCUCAAAGAACUCAUUUCCUCGUUGGCCAGCAAGGCGGAGGCGUUAGAGGAACUCCUUGCCCAACGCGACCAAUUACUGGAGGACCUCACCACCGCUAAGCGCAACGGUGCGGCCGCUGUCACUGCUGAACAGAACCGUCGCGCAGCGGACCUAGAGGAGCUUCGCUUGGCGCAUCAGAAAGAACUAAACGCGCUCAGCGCCACACACAAGGAGAUCGUAGACGACUUUUCUCACCAGCAGGCCGAGGAGCGGCGUGCGCACCAGGCUCUAGUAGAUCAGCUGCGCGGCACGACCGAGGAGCUGCAGUACAAGUACAACUACCGCGAGUCUCGACCAGAGGACGUCGAGCUCAUAAACAAGCUUCUUCUGGACAUCAAGGAAAAGGAAUGUGCUUUGAACAAGGCCUACGAAGACAUGCGCCUGUACAAACUGGAGCUCAUCAACAGAGAGGAAAACUACAACAAAGUCUUUGGUCGACACCCCACCGUGGCGGACUACUCUGGUGUUGCACAGGCGGCCACAAAGGGCCAGUCCGCGCUGCCCAGCAUCGGCGCCAUACGCAAAUUCUCCACACGGUAG
Messenger RNA from Leishmania braziliensis MHOM/BR/75/M2904, 3045 nucleotides. RefSeq lists its product as hypothetical. Lineage: Eukaryota; Euglenozoa; Kinetoplastea; Trypanosomatida; Trypanosomatidae. The coding region runs from base 1 to 3045 and encodes 1014 amino acids. The record is from RefSeq and is a predicted model, not a curated record. The transcript has a single exon.